AUCCCAGCUACUUGGGAGGCUGAGGCAGAAGAAUCGCUUGAACCCCGGAGGCAGAGGUUGAGGUGAGAGGAGAUCGCGCCUGGGCAACAACGGCGAAGCUUUCUCAAAAGAAAAAAAAAUCGUCGGUUUCCUUUUCCCAUUUUUCUUUCUUUUGUGACUUAUAUUCCAGAACGAAGCCCCACACAUCAUUAAUGAUUUGAAUCGUUUCUAAAGCGUUUCUUAAAUCGUUUCUUAAAUUGUUUGUUGUUUCUUGUCUAACAGUCCAGCACACAUAUUACAUAAUGGAGCCGGGAGACAGACUACGGCUGGCUUGACCCGGCCACGCAGUCCAGGAAAGGUGCUUUUCACCCCAAGUGCAAAAUGAUCAAUGUAUUCUUCCGAUCUACAUAAACAAGCACCUCCUGGUUUCAUUUUCGUAAAGCAAAACAAGCAGGGAAGCUUUACUCUUUAGGCUCUUUAAACUUCCAGCAACUACACUGCGCUGCAUCGCGACGCCCGCUGGUGACGCACACGCUGCGCCGGAAGUGCGAACUGUCGGCCUCCAGGCUUUGUCAUGGCGGCUGCUGCUGCGCGCUGGAGCCAUGUGUGGGUCGGCACCGAGACUGGGAUCCUGAAAGGGGUAAAUCUUGAGCGAAAACAGGCGGCGAACUUUACGGCCGGAGGACAGCCGCGGCGCCAGGAGGCAGUGAGCGCCCUGUGUUGGGGCAUGGGCGGCGAGACCCAGAUCCUGGUGGGCUGCGCGGACAGGACGGUGAAGCACUUCAGCACCGAGGAUGGCAUAUUCCAGGGUCAGAGACACUGCCCGGGCGGGGAGGGCAUGUUCCGUGGCCUCGCCCAGGCCGACGGCACCCUCAUCACAUGUGUGGAUUCUGGGAUUCUCAGAGUCUGGCAUGACAAGGACAAGGACACAUCCUCUGACCCACUCCUGGAACUGAGAGUGGGCCCUGGGGUGUGUAGGAUGCGCCAAGACCCAGCACACCACCAUGUGGUUGCCACAGGUGGGAAGGAGAAUGCUUUGAAGAUAUGGGACCUGCAGGGCUCUGAGGAACCUGUGUUCAGGGCCAAGAACGUGCGGAAUGACUGGCUGGACCUGCGGGUUCCCAUCUGGGACCAGGACAUACAGUUUCUCCCAGGAUCACAGAAGCUUGUCACCUGCACAGGGUACCACCAGGUCCGUGUCUAUGAUCCAGCAUCCCCGCAGCGCCGGCCAGUCCUAGAGACCACCUAUGGAGAGUACCCACUGACAGCCAUGACCCUCACUCCGGGAGGCAACUCAGUCAUUGUGGGAAACACUCAUGGGCAGCUGGCAGAAAUUGACCUUCGGCAAGGGCGUCUACUGGGCUGUCUGAAGGGGCUGGCAGGCAGUGUGCGUGGGUUGCAGUGCCACCCUUCAAAGCCUCUACUAGCCUCCUGUGGCUUGGACAGAGUCUUGAGGAUACACAGGAUCCAGAAUCCACGGGGUCUGGAGCAUAAGGUUUAUCUCAAGUCUCAAUUGAACUGCCUCCUCUUGUCAGGCAGGGACAACUGGGAGGAUGAGCCCCAAGAGCCUCAAGAACCCAACAAGGUGUCCCUAGAAGACACAGAGACAGAUGAACUUUGGGCAUCCUUGGAGGCAGCUGCCAAGCGGAAGCUCUCGGAUUUGGAGCAGACCCAAGGAUCUCUCCAAACGAGACGGAGAAAGAAGAAGCGGCCUGGGUCCACCAACCCCUGACGCCCCUGUGCCCACUUUGUAAAUAAACUACUGAACACCCACC
Molecule: messenger RNA, 1754 nt
Organism: Nomascus leucogenys (northern white-cheeked gibbon)
Lineage: Eukaryota; Metazoa; Chordata; Mammalia; Primates; Hylobatidae
Gene: WDR74
Product: WD repeat domain 74
Biological process (GO): ribosomal large subunit biogenesis
Cellular component (GO): preribosome, large subunit precursor; nucleolus
Molecular function (GO): protein binding
Source: RefSeq, a predicted model, not a curated record